Molecule: messenger RNA, 2183 nt
Organism: Polypterus senegalus (gray bichir)
Lineage: Eukaryota; Metazoa; Chordata; Cladistia; Polypteriformes; Polypteridae
Product: gastrula zinc finger protein XlCGF49.1-like
Exons: 3
Coding region: 1060-1836 (258 amino acids)
Biological process (GO): regulation of transcription by RNA polymerase II
Molecular function (GO): DNA-binding transcription factor activity; RNA polymerase II cis-regulatory region sequence-specific DNA binding
Source: RefSeq, a predicted model, not a curated record
CCCCCCUGUGCCUGCAUGAGUCUGUUCGUGUAUGGUGGGGGCGGGAGGAAGUACUCGAUCUGCUUUGCGCAUGCGUAAUAUUUUCCGCACAUUACACUACCUCCCACUUUUCGACGCUGUCCGAGGGGCGCACACCGAGAAGUGGACGGUGACACGCUGGUCAGUUUCCUGAAGUGCGGUUGCACGAUUCUCGGAUAGUAAAAGAGAGAGCAUGACGAGGCUGCCAUUUCCUUGCACGUUUUACAUGGCUGCGACAGAGGAGGACAACGUGAAUGCCGUGGAGAGAAGGGCUGUAAAUAUUAAAGAGGAGGAGGCCUGUGAGUGGGAGCCUGUGCACCACAAACGGGAGAGUCUGGAUGUUAUUAAAGGUGAGGAUCGUCAGUGGGGGACGGCGGACAUCAAGGACGAGCCCGAGGAGAAGCCUGUCACCCGUGACCUGCAGGACUGUAAGCACACGGACCGAGUCAAGAAAGAAGAACUUCAGUCAGAGUCCGUCUGCCAACGUGGAGGUCUAACGGGAUCGGUCUGCACUCGGGGUAGAAACUCGGCUGUUCAGGAGCAUCCUGCCAGCGUCAAGUCUGAUAUUUAUGCAGACACUACGACCAUUGAUGACACGUCAAGGAGACCACCUGAAGGGCAGCCAUCAUUUACAAGUCAGCCUGGGGAAGAUAAUAAAGAGAGUGCCAGCCUUUCCCCAUCUUUAUCUGCUAAGGUUUCUCCUCAGGAUGGACCACAACAAUCCGUGCAUGAAGACAAUACAAAUAAAUUGUCAUCUGGAUCAACGAUUUUCACACCUGACUCGCCGACAAGUAUAACUACAGUCAAAAGUGAACCACAGGGACAUGAGACAACUUCAGAGAGAGGUUUGAAAAGUAAAUCUGAAGACCAAGGUAAUCUCCCGAACCAUACAAGUCAAGGGUCAUAUUGCUGUUCUGAGUGUGGAAAGCAAUUUUUACAAAGAUAUAGUCUUGAAAGACACAGAAGAAACCAUACUAGUAAAACACCACAUGGCUGUUUGGAGUGUGUCCUGUCUCUAACAGGAAUAUUCUUAACAGACACAUGAAAACUCACACUGGAGAGAAGCCGCAACCUUGUUCCGAGUGUGGCAAACAAUUUUCAAAAAAGCAUAGUCUUCAGAAACACAAAACAAUUCACGCUGGAAAGAAACCAUAUAGCUGUUGGGAAUGUGGGAAACGAUUUUUAAGAAAACAGCAUCUUGAGUACCACACAGUAAUUCACACUGGAGAGAAACCCUAUUGCUGUUCUGAAUGUGGCAAAGGAUUUUCACAAAAGAGUGCUCUGCAGGUCCAUACAAGAGUUCAUACUGGUGAGAAACCCUAUGGCUGUUCGGAAUGCAAGAAGCGAUUUUCAAAAAAGUACAUUCUGCAGAGACACCAAAGAAGUCACACUGGGGAGAAGCCGUACGCCUGUUUUGAAUGUGGGAAAGCUUUCAACAGAAAGGCUCAUCUCGAAAAACACUCAAGAAUUCACACAGGGGAGAAACCGUAUGGCUGUACUAAAUGUGGCAAGCGAUUCUUCACCAAGGACCAUCUUCAGAUCCACACAAGAAUUCAUACUGGAGAAAAGCCGUAUCGCUGUUCUGAAUGUGGUAAAGGAUUUUCACAAAAUGGCAGUCUUCGCCUUCAUAUGACAAUUCAUACUGGAAAGAAGACUUACAGCUGUUCUGAAUGUGGCAAAGGCUUCUGUCAGAAAAGCAAGCUUGCCAGGCAUGAGAGAACUCACACUGUGGAGAAGCCGUAUCCAUGUUCGGAAUGUAGCAAAGGAUUUACACGAAUGUACAAUCUUCAGGUCCACAGAAGAAUUCAUCAAAAGUAACUUCAGUGCCCAUCUUGAUGGCAUACUCAUCACCUUCACUUCAUACGUACUGGAAGAGGAGACAUUACUGGGAACCAUCCAGGUACUAUACCACUGUUCAGUAGAAAAUAAUGAACUUCACCUGUGCUUUGGCCAACUGUAGACCCCUAAAGGGAAACCAUAUUACUUUACUGAAUGAGGUAAGCAAUUCUCCCAAUUGACGCACCUUCAGUACAGGGCAGGAAUUCAGUGAUGUGAAGCUGUACAGCUCUAGCAAUGUGCACCUAGAAGAACAACUCCACUUGGAAAAAGAAUUCAAAUUACAUCCCAGCCACAUUUGGUGGGGGAACAUCAGCAAAAAAAAAAAA